CUGAGAGCAGAAACCACUUUUUCAGGGCAAUACCUCGUCCAAUCGCGAAAUUGGCCAUUCUAUCAUCCGUAUGCGAUUAUUGGCACAUUUGUGGCGUCGUUGGUGUUAAUGAUAAUGGCGCCAAUCGCUCUAUACUCCUAUGGCUACAAUAAAUACUUUGUGAAUGUGAUGAACUUCCAAGCGAAGAAUCACAUACGUGCUGGUAGUUCGGCUGGACAAAGUGAUUACAGCGACUACAAAAGACGAAGUUAUACGAGACCACCAAGUCGUGAACUUUGUUGUGAUGGGUAUGCACCCCACACGAUUGCCAUUGUCCUACUAGUAUUAAUUGUCGUCGUGAGGGCACCAACAAUCUACGCUCUCAUGAUUCUCUACCAGCAUGAAGAGAAGCCGCUGCUGCUAACGUGUAUCAUCGUGGAUGUCGUCUAUCUAUUUACAUGGAUAUUGCUCUGGUUGAUGCUAACAUUGAAGAGAGAGUGGUCAUUCAACGUCGCUCAUAAAGUACAUCAGAUGUACGCCCUUCAGAAAGGCUUAGCUACCGGUCACAUCAAAGGAAACGAAAAUCCGUCACAGCUGAAAAAUUCGCUGAUAGUCAUGCAAAGAGAUCAUAUGUUUGUAACCGAUGAUCAAGCAGCUAAACAAUCAUUGCUGCGGCACAUACAACGAGGUCAUUUCGAUACUCCUGAAGAAAUAUACUGGUCAAAAAGUAAUGGCAAUCAGAACAGUCCUAGUACAAGAAAACUACCGUUAAAUGAUAGUGUUAAUAACACACCGGAGACGUCUCGAUUAAUACAACGCCCUAUAGAAGGGACAGCUGCGUAUAAUUCGGUUGUAAGACAUUCACAUGGUCCGUCAUCUCAUUCAGCACAGAUAUCUAUCCGAGCAAAUGGAUCACCUACAGAUAGCAGAGGUCAAAACACUUUUGGCACCUUACAGAGAAGGGAAAACACCACUUACUCGUCUACCUUACAACGAAAUCCCACGUCAGUGCAACGUUCAAUAGCAGCGGGACAAUGGCCAACGCAACAAGAAGCGUACGCGUCAAUUCACAAAGCGAAAGAACACGCCGCACUAUAUCAGCGAAGAGAUAGCGCAGAUAAUUCGCAUUAUGGUAAAGUCGAAAAUAACUACAGUAAUUAUGGCACAUAUUCACGCAUGCCACCACAGUCACGAAUACCAAUACCACCAGGACAACAAAUAAAUACCAUGACUCUCAACAAUGGUGGUUAUUCACAACAACAAACGAACACGCCGUCAGUGAUUUCCACAGUGCGGCAGAGCCCUUUGCUCAGUGAACGGAGUUAUAGUGGACAUAACGGAACGAGCUCCAAUAUAAUGACAACCUCAUCAAGGUAUGAAAUAUGA
Molecule: messenger RNA, 1365 nt
Organism: Cooperia oncophora
Lineage: Eukaryota; Metazoa; Nematoda; Chromadorea; Rhabditida; Trichostrongylidae
Source: the annotation of a GenBank genome assembly